Nicotiana attenuata is the source of this 549-nucleotide messenger RNA. Its product is annotated as serine/arginine-rich splicing factor RSZ22-like. NCBI's taxonomy places the organism in Eukaryota, Viridiplantae, Streptophyta, Magnoliopsida, Solanales, Solanaceae. The transcript has 4 exons. The record is from RefSeq and is a predicted model, not a curated record. Gene Ontology annotation, molecular function: zinc ion binding; nucleic acid binding. The coding region runs from base 1 to 549 and encodes 182 amino acids.
AUGUUGGAGUCGAGUGGAGUGGCUUUUACUACUUUCCAGUUCUCAAGGGCUGCAUUUACAUGGUGGGAGGAUUUGGAGAGGCGUAGGCCUGUUGGUGCAACGCCCCUUACAAGGGAGCGUGAGGAGAGGGCGGCCAAGAGGCCUCGAGGUUCAGGCAGUUUUAGUGGUGCUCCAUCUAGGGGCCAGUUCCAGCGUGCACCAGGCAGUUGCGACGAGUGCGGUGAGUUUGGCCAUAUGAAGAGGGAUUGUCCUCGACGUCGUGGUGGUCGGUUUCAGCAGAGGGAUCAGUCCUCGUCUUCUACUCCAUCUACUUCAGCACCCUCCCAGUCAGGUAGGGGUUGGGGCCAGGCAGCCAGGGGCCGCCCUAGGGGUGGAGACCGAUCUGGUGGUGGCCAGGAGGGAGCUCCGCAGAAGCGGAGUUUUAGCCGCAAAAGCGAAAUGGGAAUUUUUAAUGAGAAUCCGCAAAAGCGGGAAUUUGGCCGCAGAAGCGGUACUGCAAAAGCCGAAGCGGGACCGCAGAAGCGAAAGUCGACUGGACAGAAGGGUUAA